AUGGAUACCCAUAAUGUCUUGGACAAAAAGGAGAGCGAGAAGCAGAUUUCCGUCGAUCCAAUUUCCCUAAAAGAAUCAGGGAAUGUGCAAUUAGUCAUGCCUCUUCCAUUGCCACCGGCCAAGAGUAAGUUCUUGAGCUACAGCCUCCCCAAUUCGGCAUCUACGUCGCCUCGAUUUGUCCCCAAGAAGAAAACUCGGAAGAAUCAUGGCCAAGUGUCUCCUCUUUCUGUUAAUCCAUUGGCCAGGCAACAUUCCGUCGCGCUUAGUAAUCUAGAACGUCUACGUGAAAACCACUUGCGACGGAGCAAGUCGUGUGGUGAAAACCGGGCAUCCCAACCGUCGGAUGAGUUGGAUCUCUGGCUGACUAAAAUCAACGACGAUUACAAAGCCGAACCCAAAUUAGUGCAUGUCGUCAAAAAUAAUAUCAGCGACGACACGAUAGAAGAGAAGUUCAAAUGUGGAGCUCUAUGUUUGUUCAUUCCAGGAUUUAGUAACAAGGCAAAAUCAGUGAAAUCCAAAAAGGAUCAGGAGGAACCACACAUUGUGUCCAAGAGAGUAUCCCUCGAGAAAUUCGAAUGUGGAUCAUGGACAUCGUCAGCAAUUAUCAACGGUGACGAUGGAGAUUCCUCAAAUCUCUUCUUCGACUUGCCAGUGGAGCUUAUGGGAUGCAGCACAAACGGCACAGAUUCGCCGAUUACAGCUGCUUUUGUGUUCGACAAGGAUCGAAAAGGGGUUCUCAAGAACACUACAUCAUCUUCACAAAUGCAACACGGGAAAUCACAUGAAUCGGCACGUCACGUUCGUUUUUCUACGUCAUCUCCAGAUUCACCAACUUGCAUUACGCCUCGCCUCGUGAAGGCAAGGGAGGAUUUCAAUUUAUUCUUGGAAGCACAAAGUGCAUGA
This is a messenger RNA of Fraxinus pennsylvanica, 903 nucleotides long. The record is from the annotation of a GenBank genome assembly. Lineage: Eukaryota; Viridiplantae; Streptophyta; Magnoliopsida; Lamiales; Oleaceae.